Messenger RNA from Miscanthus lutarioriparius, 300 nucleotides. The record is from the annotation of a GenBank genome assembly. NCBI's taxonomy places the organism in Eukaryota, Viridiplantae, Streptophyta, Magnoliopsida, Poales, Poaceae.
AUGGCAUUGACGGCAGCGUCAUGGGAUGGAGGAGGAGCCAACAGGGGUGGCUACGACUACUGCUGGGUCAUGGAGCAGGUCAGGACAAUCGAGGCGGCCAUGAGCCGGGACAAGAAGCUGCUCAGGAAGCUGAACAAGGAGGUGGCGGAGCUGAAGCGCGAGGUCCAGCGCUACAAGGAGCACCUCGACGCCAUGCAGCAGAUGAACAAGGGAAGGAUGAUACUGGCCAUGGUGGCCGAGCUGUUCCCGGUCCCGGACAGCAUCAGGACCACGCUCACCCGCCUUAUCGACCUAAUAUAA